Aspergillus mulundensis is the source of this 1107-nucleotide messenger RNA. RefSeq lists its product as uncharacterized. The record is from RefSeq and is a predicted model, not a curated record. The coding region runs from base 1 to 1107 and encodes 368 amino acids. The transcript has 2 exons. NCBI's taxonomy places the organism in Eukaryota, Fungi, Ascomycota, Eurotiomycetes, Eurotiales, Aspergillaceae.
AUGCGUCUAUCCUCGAAGCACAUCAUUUGGCUCGCCAUUGCCUUAGGGCUAGCCUUCCAUGCUGCCGCAAGAGCACUUCCCCAUGCAUUGUACGAGCCGGAAGCCAAACCAGGAAUCAGAAACGAGCUUACUCUCGUCGAAAGGGGCAGGCUCCCCUUCAAAGCCCCCGGCAAGGGGGCAAGCACCGGCGGCACCGGAGCCGCCCCAAACACCCUCGGUACCCUUGAGCCGCCAAAGGCCAUUGCCCCAAGCCCUCCCAAGUCCAACCCCAAGGGUGACCAGGGCACCACCAAAGACGAGGGCAACGACAAAGACAAGGACAAGGACCAUGGGCAGACGAAGAGCUGCAAGCGCGCCGACGACGGCAACGGCAACGGCAACUGCGCGCCCACAGCGCAGACCGCAAACCCGCCGCCGCCCCCGGACUCCGCCCGCGGACUCAGGAGCACGGGGCUCGCGCCGCCCUUGCGCUACACGUUCGCGAACAUGGCGCCCUGGGGCAAAGACAGGCAGACGCGUUCGGGGCUCGCGGACUGGCGGCCGGAGAAUGCGCUGCGGAACGAGAACGAGGGGGCGGAGAGGGCGCUGAGCAAGAGGUUCAAUAGAUCGCUGGGCGACUUCGCCAAGAGGGUCUAUGAGGGCCUGAAGAGCGACGGUGCGGACCCUGCCUGGGCAACCAGAGGGUAUAACCUCGUGGCGGCGCUGUAUAUCCCCGGCCGCGGCGUGAGGGUCUCGACGAUCCCCCGCGGCGAUGCGGCGAAGCUGCUGCUUGAUAACUUCCAGGACCGGGCGCCGGGGCUGUACCGCGUUACGCGUGGUGGUCGGACGGCCAAUUACCCUAACAACCCGCAUGCCGAGGAUGGGGUGGUCUAUCAGGAGGAGGCCCAACGGUUCCGGGAGAAUGAUGGGGUUCUUUCGGGUGCGGACGAUACGUUCCCUGAGGGUUCGAGGGUUGCGGUGUAUGGGUCGUGGAGGUUCGAGGAGGUUGGCCAGGAGGCAUUGAUACGGCCGUGUCAGGGUAAGGAAAAGGCCCGCGUUGUUGGGUGUGAAAGGGCCCUCAAGGAGCUGGGUAUUGAUAUUGUUCUCGACAACUACGAACUACUCUAG